Molossus molossus (Pallas's mastiff bat) is the source of this 4902-nucleotide messenger RNA. It is a transcript of the gene WDHD1, whose product is annotated as WD repeat and HMG-box DNA binding protein 1. Lineage: Eukaryota; Metazoa; Chordata; Mammalia; Chiroptera; Molossidae. Gene Ontology annotation, cellular component: nuclear replication fork. The record is from RefSeq and is a predicted model, not a curated record. Gene Ontology annotation, molecular function: chromatin binding; protein binding. The transcript has 26 exons. Gene Ontology annotation, biological process: mitotic cell cycle; DNA-templated DNA replication; DNA repair. The coding region runs from base 166 to 3474 and encodes 1102 amino acids.
CAGAAGCCGAUGAGAUAUGGACAUACAGAAGGACACACGGAUGUCUGUUUUGAUGAUUCUGGGAGAACAUAAAUUUGUACUAUUAAAAAGAGGAGGUGUUCCAUCAAAAGAUUCUUCCCACAAGUCAACAUAUUCCAAAGUGCAAUUACAGAAUUUCAAAAUUGUAUGGUGACUUGUGGAAGUGAUGGUGAUGUGAGGAUUUGGGAAGACUUGGAUGAUGAUGAUCCUAAGUCCAUUAAUGUUGGAGAAAAGGCAUAUUCAUGUGCUUUGAAGUGUGGAAAAUUGGUCACUGCAGUAUCUAACAAUACUAUUCAAGUCCAUACAUUUCCUGAAGGAGUUCCAGAUGGUAUAUUGACUCGCUUCACCACAAAUGCAAACCAUGUGGUCUUUAAUAGAGAUGGUACAAAAAUCGCUGCUGGAUCUGGUGACUUUCUAGUUAAAGUUGUAGAUGUUAUGGAUUGCAGCCAACAGAAAACAUUUCGAGGACAUGAAGCCCCUGUUUUGAGUCUUUCCUUUGAUCCAAAGGACAUCUUUCUGGCAUCAGCUAGUUGUGACGGAUCUGUGAGAGUGUGGCAGAUUUCAGAUCAGACGUGUGCUAUUAGUUGGUCACUGCUACAAAAGGUCAAUGAUGUGAUAAAUGCAAAAUCAAUCUGCAGACUUGCUUGGCAGCCAAAAAGUGGGAAGUUACUCGCAGUUCCUGUGGAAAAAUCUGUUAAGCUCUAUAGAAGAGAAACUUGGAGUAAUCAAUUUGAUCUUUCAGAUAAUUUUAUCUCUCAGACCCUCAAUAUAGUAACCUGGUCUCCUUGUGGACAGUAUUUAGCUGCCGGGAGUAUUAAUGGUUUAAUUAUAGUUUGGAAUGUGGAAACCAAAGAAUGCAUGGAAAGGGUGAAACAUGAGAAAGGUUAUGCAAUCUGUGGCCUGGCCUGGCAUCCUACUUGUGCCCGAAUAGCUUAUACUGAUACAGAAGGAAAUCUAGGGCUCCUGGAGAAUGUUUGUAACCCUACUGGAAAGAUAUCAAGCAGUAAGGUAACUAGCAGAGUGGAAAAGGAUUACAAUGAUCUUUUUGAUGGAGAUGAUACGAGUAAUGUUGGUGAUUUUCUAAAUGACAAUGCAGUCGAGACCCCCUCUUUUUCAAAAAGGAUUAUAAAUGAUGAUGAGGAUGAUGACAUCAUGCUGGCUUCAGGUCGUCCUAGACAUCGAAGUCACUUCCUAGAAGAUGAUGAAAACUCAGUUGAUAUUACAAUGCUAAAAACUGGUUCUAGUCUUCUAAAAGAGAAGGAGGAAGAUGAUCAAGCAGACAGCAUUUACAAUCUACCAGUUGUAACAUCCCAAAGGCCAUUUUAUGAUGGACCUAUGCCAACUCCCCGGCAAAAGCCAUUUCAGUCAGGUUCUACACCCUUGCAUCUCACUCACAGAUUCAUGGUGUGGAACUCUGUUGGAAUCAUUCGCUGCUAUAAUGAUGAGCAAGACAAUGCCAUAGAUGUGGAGUUCCAUGAUACCUCCAUACACCAUGCAACACACUUAUCAAACACUUUGAAUUAUACAAUAGCAGAUCUUUCCCAUGAAGCUAUUUUGUUGGCAUGUGAAAGCACUGAUGAACUAGCAAGCAAGCUUCACUGCCUGCACUUUAGUUCUUGGGAUUCAAGUAAAGAGUGGAUAGUAGACAUGCCUCAGAAUGAGGAUAUUGAAGCCAUAUGCCUUGGUCACGGAUGGGCUGCUGCUGCCACUAGUGCCUUGCUCCUUCGAUUGUUUUCUAUUGGAGGUGUUCAGAAAGAGAUCUUCAGUCUUCCUGGGCCUGUGGUGUCAAUGGCAGGACAUGGAGAACAGCUUUUCAUUGUUUAUCAUAGAGGAACAGGAUUUGAUGGGGAUCAGUGCCUUGGAGUUUAUCUGCUACAGAUGGGGAAAGAGAAAAAACAAAUUUUGCAUGGUGAUCCUCUUCCUCUUACAAAGAAGUCGUAUCUUGUAUGGGUUGGAUUUUCAGCUGAAGGUACCCCCUGUUUUGUGGACUCAGAAGGCAUUGUUCGAAUGCUUAACAGAGGGCUUGGUAAUACGUGGACUCCUGUAUGUAAUACAAGAGAACACUGCAAAGGAAAAUCUGAUCACUACUGGGUAGUUGGUAUCCAUGAAAAUCCCCAGCAACUGAGGUGCAUUCCUUGUAAAGGCUCUCGGUUUCCUCCCACUCUUCCACGCCCUGCUGUAGCUAUAUUAUCCUUUAAGCUUCCCUUCUGUCAGAUUGCAACAGAGAAAGGACAAAUGGAGGAACAGUUUUGGCGUUCAGUAAUGUUUCACAAUCAUCUUGAUUAUUUAGCUAAAAAUGGUUAUGAAUAUGAAGAGAGCACUAAAAAUCAAGCAAUAAAAGAACAACAGGAACUGUUACUGAAAAUGCUUGCACUUUCCUGUAAACUGGAGCGGGAAUUUCGUUGUGUGGAACUUGCUGAUCUGAUGACUCAAAAUGCUGUGAAUUUAGCCAUUAAAUAUGCUUCUCGUUCUCGGAGAUUAAUAUUGGCCCAAAGACUUAGUGAACUGGCUGUAGAGAAGGCAGCAGAACUGGCAGCAACUCAGGUGGAAGAGGAGGAAGAGGAAGAAGAUUUCAGAAAAAAGCUGAAUGCUGGUUAUAGUACUACUCCUACAGAGUGGAGCCAACCAAAGCUCAGGAAUCAAGUUGAAGAAGAAGCAGAAGACACUGGAGAGCCUGAUGAUACAGAAGAAAAAUCAGAAAUACCUAUACAUGGACAGAACCCAUUUUCUAAGAGUGCAACUACCUCUGAUGUGCCAGCUGUUAAGUCAGAUGCAGUUACCUCUAGCAACCAAGGACGAGUAAACCCCUUCAAGGUAUCAGCCAGUUCCAAAGAGCCAGCCAUUUCAGUGAAUUCAGGACGUUCUACUAAUAUUUUAGACAACAUGAAUAAAUCAUAUAAGAAAUCUACUACACUUAAUCGAGCUACAAAUGAUGAAAAGUCUCCAGUAAUAAAGCCUCUCGUUCCAAAGCCAAGGUCUAAGCAGGCAUCUGCGGUAUCCUAUUUCCAGAAAAGAACUUCCCAAGCUGAUAAGACUGAGGAAGUGAAAGAAGAAAAUCCUAAAAAUUCAUCAUCUGAAACCCCAGCUAUGUGUCCUCAAAACACUGAAAAUCAAAGGCCAAAGACUGGGUUCCAGAUGUGGCUGGAAGAAAACAGGAGUAACAUUUUGUCUGACAAUCCCGACUUUACAGAUGAAGCAGACAUAAUAAAAGAAGGAAUGCUUCGAUUUAGAAUUUUAUCAACUAAAGAAAGGAAGGCAUGGACUACCAAAGCCAAAGGUGGAACUCCAAGUGAUGGAGCUGAAGCAAAGAAGCGAAAACAUGUGGCCGACGAGAGUCAAGAAACUGAACACCAGGAGGAAAAAGCAAAGGAAAAUCUGAAUUUGCCUAAAAGACAAAAACCUUUAGAUCUUUCUACGAAUCAGAAACUGUCAGCUUUUGCAUUUAAGCAGGAAUAGAGUAAGGGUGUGGCCUUAGGAAAGUAAUGGAUUCUUUGCUCAUCUUUGAUGAAUCUGGACUUUAAAAAAAAAUCUUUAGGAAAUGCUAUAUAUAUUUAAAAGCAUUUAAAGACAAUUGUCUUUCUAAGAGAACUUAAUAAUUAUACUGGAGUAGGUAGCAGGGAAUGUGUUAAAAACUAUCAUUUCUACAGAUUGCUCUGCCCCCCAAAUGGAGCACGAUUCAGAAGCUUUGUGAUUAUGGUCACUGACUUGAGGCCACUAGCAUGUCCCAGUUUGAUUUUGUUUCUUACUUUCAAAAUCACCAAAGCCAAGGUCUUAAAAGCUCUGGGCAUUGAAAUACCUUGUAGGGAUUUCCUUUUUUGGUUUAUGUUAUAUGCUGGGUAGUAGCUUUCUUCCCAAGUGUUACCAUAGACUGCUGUCUGUCUAUAUUGGACCUAGGGGCCAUGCUUUCUAAUACAGGCCCUGAAAGUGUAAAUACUUUUGUAGAUGAGACUUUCUUUUUUUUUGUUUUGGAAAUUUCUUCUUAUAUGGCUUUUAAUUGUCUGCAUAACGUAGUAUUUAAAAAAUAAAUAAAACUUUCACAUUUCCAUAUUUAGCUUGAUGUGGCCAUACAUUUUAUUUUUAUGGGCUGGAAAUGUUUUUUAAAAAUAUAUUUUAUAUUUAUUACCAUAAUUUCCUCCACCACCCCCAUCCUGCUAUACAUUAUACACACAGAAGAGAAGAAUUGAAGGUGUUUUGAUAGUAUGCAGCCAGCAUAAUGUGCUCCUGGUAAGGUAAUCCGGUUAUGAGCAUCAACUGUACUUUUCUGAGCAAGUCUUUGAAGCCUUGAUAAGAAUUAGGGAAAAUGUUUAAUUUUUUUAUUUUGAGAAACAAGUUUUAAUUAUUUCAUACUUUUUGGUUAUUAUUCUAAGCAGAGCUUAAUAUAAAUACAGCCGCUUAAUGAGAGCAAGAUAUAGGGAUGGGGAUGGGUGGAUAGGAGUAAAAUAAAAUCAAGUAGUUCAAAAUUGAAGAUAGUUUUAUAGGUUGGAAGGAACAAAAUAUGUUGAAAAUUUAGAUAUAUAGGAGCCAAAGGAUACUCCUUAUCUCACUAUGAUUGCAGUUAGGAAGGAAUACAUUUUUUAUUUUUAAAUUAGUAUUGAGAGACAUUGUAGCACAGUGGCUUGGAGUACAGUUUUCAAUGCCAGACUACCCAGGCUUGAAAACCCACUGCAAUACCUGUCAGCUGAAUAACCUUGGGUAAGUUCUGCCUUUGUCCACUCAUCUAUAAAAUGGGUAUAAUGAUAGUAUCUACUUCAUAGGAUUGUUGUGAGAAUUAAAUGAGACAAACACACUUAGUUCCUGACAUACCACUGUAUGAUGUUUAAUAGAAAUGUCAGCUGUUGUUAUAUGUUGGCUAUUUCAUCUUGCUUUGUCAUUUGGUUUGUGAGU